AUGGAAUAUUCAUUAUCGGAGUCGCAAUCUAUGGUGGAAGAUUCUAUGGAAUUUAGAACAGAGGGAAAUGUUUUAGAAGAGUUUGGUACUUUACCAACGACAUCUACAAGUAUUCCUACAGAAAUAAUAGAAGACGAAAAACCAUUAGGGCCAUCUGUUUCAGGAACUUUGAAGCCACGUUUUGAGGUUAAAAAAUGGAAUGCAGUAGCACUUUGGGCAUGGGAUAUUAUUGUAGAUAAUUGUGCAAUUUGUCGCAAUCAUAUUAUGGAUUUUUGUAUUGAAUGUCAAGCUAAUCAAGUUGCGCCUAUAAGUGAAGCAUGUACUGUUGCAUGGGGCAUUUGUAAUCAUGCAUUUCAUUUUCAUUGUAUUUCUCGUUGGCUUAAAACUCGUCAAGUUUGUCCACUUGAUAAUAGAGAAUGGGAAUAUCAAAAGUACGGGAGAUAA
Molecule: messenger RNA, 444 nt
Organism: Pneumocystis murina B123
Lineage: Eukaryota; Fungi; Ascomycota; Pneumocystomycetes; Pneumocystales; Pneumocystaceae
Product: E3 ubiquitin-protein ligase RBX1
Exons: 4
Coding region: 1-444 (147 amino acids)
Biological process (GO): protein ubiquitination; ubiquitin-dependent protein catabolic process
Cellular component (GO): nucleus; cullin-RING ubiquitin ligase complex
Molecular function (GO): zinc ion binding; cullin family protein binding; ubiquitin protein ligase activity
Source: RefSeq, a predicted model, not a curated record